Molecule: messenger RNA, 1435 nt
Organism: Toxorhynchites rutilus septentrionalis
Lineage: Eukaryota; Metazoa; Arthropoda; Insecta; Diptera; Culicidae
Product: prostasin-like
Exons: 3
Coding region: 38-1408 (456 amino acids)
Biological process (GO): proteolysis
Molecular function (GO): serine-type endopeptidase activity
Source: RefSeq, a predicted model, not a curated record
GCUGCGAUCCGCAGUCGUAUUUUCAUUGAGAAUAAACAUGGAUGUCGUGCUGGUGUUGAGAUUAUUUGUAAUUUGUGUUCUAUGUCUAGCCUUAUCUCAGAGUGCAACUGCCAAUUGUGGGCGCCGGAAGUUGAAGCUACAGCAGCUAGUAACCCAUGGAUACACAACAAAUCCAGGAGAGUACCCGUGGCACGCCGCACUCUUCAUGACGACCGGAUUCAAAAAGUCAUACAUUUGUGGCGGAACGUUGGUUAAUGAGUUGAGCAUUAUAACGGCGGGACAUUGUGUGAUCGAUUCCGCCACAGGAUCAGUGCUUUCGCCCGCUACUGUUUACGUCCAGUUGGGAAAGUUUAAGCUGAAUUUGUACUCCAAUACGGUGCAGGAACACGCCGUUCAGCAGAUCAUUUUGCACCAAAAUUUUCAGAUAGAGACGAGCAAAUACGACAUAGCCGUGCUGAAAUUGGCAACCCAAGUGAAGUUCACCGAUUACGUGCAACCAAUUUGUGUGUUUCCCCAGCCUAAUAUACAUUAUAGCGAGAACACCGUUAAAGGAGUGGUCGUUGGAUGGGGAUACACAGAGUUCGAUACAUUAUCGGAUGCCUUACGGGGGACAACAAUUCCCCUGAUAAGUCACACCAAGUGUUUGGAGAGUAAUCCGGAUCUGUUCGAUAGGACGCUGUACGAUGGCAUGUUUUGCGCAGGAUACACGAACGGAACAAACGUCUGCAAUGGCGACAGCGGUGGAGGAUUGUUCUACAACCACAAUAACGUGUGGUAUCUGGUUGGUAUCGUAUCGUUCACCGCUGCGCGACAGUCGGACAACAAUCUCUGCAGCACGCAGGAUUAUACCGGAUUCACAAAGAUCGCAGCGUUCGAAGAGUUCAUUGUGAAACACUGUGGCCUUGUAGUUGCGCCUGUUGCCGUCGCUUCUGGAGUUGCUCCUGCCAAAGGUAACAAGCGGCCGAAUAGCGGUGGAGGAGGAGGCGGUGGCGGUGGUGGUAGACGUAAACAUUUCCUGGUGACGGAUUUCGCUUCGGAACAGAAGCUAAACUGGUUCCAAGCUGCUGACUUUUGUCGUUCCGUUGGGCAGCAUCUGGGAGAGAUCAACACGGAUCAGGAGAAUACAAAAGUGAAAGAUAUGAUUUCGAAAGGAGGAGUGGAGAUCGAUAUCAGAGGAGAACCCCGGUUGAAGCAGUAUUGGAUUGGUGCCAAUGAUUUAGGCGUUCGCCGUGUCUUCAGAUGGCAGUUCAGUGGAAAAACUAUCCAAUAUGAAAACUGGCGUCACAACGAGCUACAGAACUCGAACCCCCGUGAGAACUGCGUAGCGGUGUUGGGAAACAAACACGCCUCCUGGAUAGUCGCCAAUUGUAAAGCUAAGAAGCAGGUUGUAUGUGAGACUCACAAAUAAAUGAAAAAUGUUUGUACAAUUGUUUAA